Molecule: messenger RNA, 1176 nt
Organism: Asparagus officinalis (garden asparagus)
Lineage: Eukaryota; Viridiplantae; Streptophyta; Magnoliopsida; Asparagales; Asparagaceae
Exons: 6
Coding region: 1-1020 (339 amino acids)
Source: RefSeq, a predicted model, not a curated record
AUGCCUAUCAUCUGCAUCUUUGUUCUGAGCUCCCUCCUAGCGAAAUCUGGAUUCUAUGUCUAUCGUCUGCAACUUUGUUCUGAGCUCCCUCCUUGCGAAAGGAUUCUUAAGGAAGAUUUAUCAGUGUCAGACAGCAAAGAAGAAGGAGAUGACGACCCAGUUGAUGUAUAUAGUGAUGACGAUGAUUUAAGCAACGGAGACAAGAAAGAAAUUAUAUUUGAAGAGGAUGUUUUGUUGGAUAUGCUCUCAUUUAUUUUCGUUACCUUUCCUCAUGAGGUUUUAUGUGCAAAUCAAACCUUCGUCGACUCGAAGGCAAGGAAAAUGAAGCGGGUCGGAUCCUUUCUCUGUUUCGGUCCACCCGAUACCAACGACACCGAGAAGGAUGAGAAGAGACAAAGUCCGGCCAAGGUUUUGCCGGAGGUUGGCGGGAACGGAAAGCAGAAUCGCCGGCGGUUGAUGUCGAAGUUCGCGAGAUCGAUUUCGCUCAAGUCUAAUUCAUUGAAUCGGAGAACAAAGUCAACAAAAGACUCUACCCGCCCGCUAUCGGGAGAAAUCUCGGAUUCGUCGGAGAAUAAUUCGACUUCCGAAUCAUUUGGGAAAAAUACGGACGUUAUAAGCUUCUCCUCCUCUCUAUCGUCUUCGUCCUUUUCCUCUUCCUCUUCCUCGUGCGUUUCUUCUGCCAGCCAAUUGAAACUACAACAGAAAAAGGCGUUUAUACCCCCGCCGGCGCAACAAAACUACGGAUAUGCCACCGGUCUCCUCCUCGUCUUGAUGAGUCUCUUCGUCGUCGUCUUUUGUGGUCGCUUGUGCGCGAUAUUGUGGACUGCCACGUGGCUGUGUACGGUGCCUCGCCGGAGGAAGGUUGUGGGGUCAUCGGAGUUUUCUGAAGGGACGGCGGUUUCGGCGGUGGCGAAGGCGGAGAUGAGGAGGAAAGGGGAGUACUAUUGGGAGGAGGGGGAGAAGAACCGGAUCGUGUUGGAGGGGUUUUUGCGAAGAAACAGAAAGGGUGGUGUGAAAUGAAAAAAGAGAAAAUAGAAAGAAAAAAGUGAAGAGAAUUGUAAAAUUUUGUUUUUCUUUUUUGGGUGUAUACUUAGUAAAAUUAUUUUUAAAUGUGUAAAUUAAUCAUCUCAGUUAUCUCUGCCUAUUCAGAUAAACAUAUAUCGUACAAAUUGUGAA